Molecule: messenger RNA, 1122 nt
Organism: Paecilomyces variotii
Lineage: Eukaryota; Fungi; Ascomycota; Eurotiomycetes; Eurotiales; Thermoascaceae
Product: putative GNAT family acetyltransferase
Exons: 1
Coding region: 1-1122 (373 amino acids)
Biological process (GO): mitotic sister chromatid cohesion
Cellular component (GO): NatA complex
Source: RefSeq, a predicted model, not a curated record
AUGGCCUAUCAAUUCUUCAGAUCGCAACAGCAGCCCAAGACGCCAACAUCACCUCCUCAGGUACCAUCGAGCAGCCUCAAUUCCUCGAGAAACACGAAGCCUCCGAUACAUCCACCUCCUGUCAUCUUGCCAGGGUCGUCGUCUUCCUCUUCCACACCACCAACAACCGUGGACACCGCGUUUCGACCUGCUCCAUAUCCGCAGCCCAUUGAGCCAGGCUAUCCUACCCCGCAUCCUCAUAUCACCAUCGACCCGGUCCGCACAGCUCAUAUACCUUCCCUGAGCCGUAUUACAGGCUUGCUUCUGCCUAUCCGGUAUCCCAGCUCGUUCUAUACCGCGACAAUCACCGACCCGGUUAUCGCGUCAUUAUCUCGCGUCGCGGUCUACCAUGGUCACCCAGUGGCUGCUGCCCCCGAACGAGCAUCGAUUACUGGCCGCGAUGACACAGCUUCUGGAACAGGAACAGAUAAAGUCAUAGGGGGGAUAAGAUGUCGUCUUGAGCGACAAGUCCAACAGACAACCGGGUCAGAUGAGAAAAAGUGGAAUGACCCACGAGAGCCGACGAAUCUCUAUAUCCAAACUCUCCAUCUUCUUUCUCCGCACCGCGGACAUGGGGUAGCAGCGUCUCUACUAAAUUCUCUACUCUUUUCCACGCCACCUUCAUCUGGAGUGAGGCCUCCCUAUCGCGUCUCUGGCCUCGUAAAACACUACAACAUACGCAGCGUCACAGCACACGUACACGAAGCGAAUGAUGAGGGAUUGCACUGGUACGCUGCGCGGGGCUUCAAGGUCGAGGAUGGGGUUGUAGAAGGGUACUAUCGGAGACUCAAUCCCACUGGUGCUAGAAUCGUAAGAUUAGAACUAGACUGGGAAGACGACGACUAUAUCCAGACGAAGGAGGAGGGAAGAAACGAGUCUACAACUUCCUCAUCCGCCCAACAAGAAGUCGAUGCGGGAGAGAAAGAACGGGACGACGGCGACGAUGACUGGGAAAAGGUCGAAGCUGAGGAUGGUGAUGACCAAGAAGACCACGGGAUAGAGAACUUCGGUGACAGUCACAUUUUGGAUCCUGAAGAGCUUCCCAACCGGAAACGGAAAGCAGAUUCCGAGCUUCAUGCAUGA